CUCAACAAUAUUCAUCAUGAAAAGAGGUGAAAGUGCUGGAGGUGGGCAGAGUUCCUUGGGCUAUCUCUUUGGUUCCGAUAAAAACGAUAAUAAUUCAGAAAACAAGCCGCCACCGCCAUCUCCGACAGCUUGUCUGCCGCCAUAUGGUACUGAUAUUGGCGACAACAAGCCGCCUGAAAUCCCUAAUUCCCCAUCUCUGAACAAAGGAGUGUCGGGCCGCCAAAAUUAUGGAAACAUCACUGGUCGGCCAUCGACUAGGGUUACCUCUGCACCAGGUGGAGACUCGUCUCUCGGCUACUUGUUCAGUGAUAAGUCUUGAAAUCCGACACUUCAAUUGAUUACAUGAAAUUGAAGAGGGACUAGAAGUCUAGAAUAAAGCCUAAGGGAGAUUUGAUUUCAUGUAUUGUGAUGCAAGAUUUGCUAUAUAACUAUGUUGUGUGUGGUUUAUUAAAUUAGGGUUUGUGGGUUUUGCUUGGGGUACUUGUGACUUGUGGAUUAUUAUUAUUAUUUGUUGGCUAAUUUUAUUUUGUAAUUAUGAUGGUUAUAUCAGCUUCUUAAGUCAAGCUAGCUAGGGUUAUUUUGAUCAUCCAUCAAAUUGGGGUACGUUUAAUUAGAGUUGAAUCAUCUUCCAUAUUGAUUUUAAUUUGGAAACCCUAGCUAGCUUGGAGGUGUGUAAGAUUUGGCUUUCUAAGGUUUGCAUAAUACGGGGUUUGUUUGUUUUUCGUGUUUAUAUUAAAUUGGC
Striga asiatica is the source of this 742-nucleotide messenger RNA. Lineage: Eukaryota; Viridiplantae; Streptophyta; Magnoliopsida; Lamiales; Orobanchaceae. The record is from the annotation of a GenBank genome assembly.